UUAUAAAGUGCAGCUAGAGCACUAGAGCCGGGAAAAGGAAAAUUUUUCCUGAGUUUGCCCUAGCAAAAGAGAAGUCUGAAAAAGUUUUCACGUUUCCUGCUUGGUACUCACACCUUUUUUGCCAGCCAUGUUCAGUCCUAUCUGCACAAUCACCAUCUUCUUAUGCUUCAUUGUAUCAUCAUUUGAUUAUUCCUGGUCUCUCCCAGCUCAUGAUGCCAAUUUGAGGUCAAAGAGAUCAGUGGAUGUGGAUAAUCCAGAAGAUGUAUUCAGAGUGCUCUUUAAGCUCGCUCAAGACGUAAUUGAUUCUGAUAACGGGAUCCACAGUGACAAGCGCGGCAUUGACCUUGGCCUCUCUAGAGGAUUCUCCGGAAGCCAAGCAGCCAAGCAUCUA
Uloborus diversus is the source of this 391-nucleotide messenger RNA. Its product is annotated as diuretic hormone class 2-like. Gene Ontology annotation, molecular function: G protein-coupled receptor binding; diuretic hormone activity. The record is from RefSeq and is a predicted model, not a curated record. NCBI's taxonomy places the organism in Eukaryota, Metazoa, Arthropoda, Arachnida, Araneae, Uloboridae. The annotation marks the transcript as partial. Gene Ontology annotation, biological process: body fluid secretion. The transcript has 4 exons.